Molecule: messenger RNA, 891 nt
Organism: Exaiptasia diaphana
Lineage: Eukaryota; Metazoa; Cnidaria; Anthozoa; Actiniaria; Aiptasiidae
Product: NADH-ubiquinone oxidoreductase subunit 8
Exons: 6
Coding region: 24-656 (210 amino acids)
Biological process (GO): mitochondrial electron transport, NADH to ubiquinone; mitochondrial respiratory chain complex I assembly
Cellular component (GO): membrane
Molecular function (GO): NADH dehydrogenase activity; 4 iron, 4 sulfur cluster binding
Source: RefSeq, a predicted model, not a curated record
AUGCUAUUCGGUCAUUAUCCAAGAUGGCGCAGAUUACUUCAAGGAUGUUUCUUGGAGGUCGUAUUACGGCUAUCGGAAGGCAAGCAGUUCGUCCAUUUUCAUUGAGCAGUGCUGAAAAUGCCUACAGAUAUGUCACAAAAGAACACCAUGAUACACCUUUGGAUAUGAACACAUCGACAGAUCGUAAUGCAACAACGCUGUUUUUCAGUGAACUCUUACGUGGUCUUGCAAUGACAUUAAGUAAAAUGUUUCAAGAACCAGCAACCAUUAAUUACCCAUUUGAAAAGGGUCCACUGAGCCCAAGGUUCAGGGGGGAGCAUGCUCUAAGAAGAUAUCCUUCAGGAGAGGAAAGGUGUAUUGCAUGUAAACUCUGUGAGGCUAUUUGUCCUGCCCAGGCAAUAACCAUUGAAGCAGAGGAGCGUGCUGAUGGUAGUCGUCGUACAACACGCUAUGAUAUUGAUAUGACAAAGUGUAUUUACUGUGGAUUUUGCCAAGAAGCAUGUCCUGUUGAUGCCAUUGUGGAGGGUCCAAACUUUGAGUUUUCCACUGAGACUCACCAGGAGCUUUUAUACAACAAAGAAAAACUAUUGAAUAAUGGAGAUAGAUGGGAAACAGAAAUUGCUGCGAACCUUCAAGCUGACUUCCUAUACAGAUAGACUCUUUUUUAACACUAACAUUAUAUGAGUUUGGCUGAGAAAUUAUUUUAUUUGCUUGUAAUAAGAGUGAUAUUGAUAUACUCUAAUACUCUAAUAUUUGUAUAAAGGUAUUUGUCAGUCAAAAAGAUGACUUGAUUACAGUUCAGCUGACAUGUACAGCUUUGCAGAUGAAUAGAAAAAUCUGUCAACAAACGAUCUUUGUGAAUAAAGUGCUCUAAUAAUUCAGAUGUAAAAA